This is a messenger RNA of Pygocentrus nattereri (red-bellied piranha), 1705 nucleotides long. RefSeq names its product wingless-type MMTV integration site family, member 2Bb (gene wnt2bb). The record is from RefSeq and is a predicted model, not a curated record. Gene Ontology annotation, molecular function: cytokine activity; frizzled binding. The transcript has 5 exons. Gene Ontology annotation, cellular component: extracellular region. NCBI's taxonomy places the organism in Eukaryota, Metazoa, Chordata, Actinopteri, Characiformes, Serrasalmidae. The coding region runs from base 308 to 1486 and encodes 392 amino acids. Gene Ontology annotation, biological process: cell fate commitment; multicellular organism development; neuron differentiation.
AGAGAGAGAUACUCACACACACACACACACACACACACACACACACAGAGAAGGAAGAGCAGGGAGAGCGCUCCAGCGUCUGGCUCGGAUUAUUUCUGCUGCCUCUGCCAGCUCGCGGGGAAUACUUUUUAAAUGGCACGCGCUAGCACUCGCCCAGAUCGGAGCUACUGCUCGGUGGAGCGCGCAUCGCCCGCGCGCAGCGCCGCGUCUGGCCGGCCGUGAUGCCCGCGCGCUGCUGAGAGCGCUGGACACAUGCGUCUCCGUUUUUCCGCUUGUCCGCCGUAACCGAGGAUAAUAAUCUCCUGCCAUGCCCGCCACAACCGCCAUGCAUGCGGGCUACAAGCCUAAUGCUCCUCUCCGGAGCCCCGCCGGAUCCGCAGCCGGCACGGGCAGCACGAGCUCGGCGGACGGCGCUCGCACUUCCUCGCGGCUCUACUGCGCCUUCAUCAUCCUGCUCCUCAUCCUCACGCCGCGCGUGGACUCGUCCUGGUGGUACAUCGGCGCUUUGGGUGCACGAGUGAUAUGUGAUAACGUCCCUGGCCUGGUGAAUAAGCAGAGACAGCUGUGCCAGAAGUAUCCAGAUGUGAUGCAGUCCAUCAGUGAGGGGGGUAAGGAGUGGAUCCGCGAGUGCCAGCACCAGUUCAGACACCACCGCUGGAACUGCAGCACACUCGACCGUGACCACACCGUCUUUGGAAGAGUCAUGCAGCGCAGCAGUCGGGAGGCGGCUUUUGUAUAUGCAAUCUCCUCUGCAGGCGUUGUUUAUGCCAUCACCCGUGCCUGCAGCCAAGGCGAGCUGAAGACAUGCAACUGUGACCCCCACAAGCGCGGUAAAGCGCGGGACGAGCGAGGCGAGUUCGACUGGGGUGGCUGCAGUGACAACAUCAACUAUGGGAUAAAGUUCGCCAAAGCCUUUAUAGAUGCGAAAGAGCGGACAGUGAAGGAUGCACGAGCGUUAGUGAACCUUCAUAACAACCGUUGUGGAAGAAUGUCAGUGAAGCGCUUCAUGAAGCUGGAGUGUAAGUGUCAUGGUGUCAGUGGCUCCUGCACGUUGAGGACUUGCUGGUUGGCGAUGUCUGAUUUUCGGAAGACUGGAGAUUACCUCCGCAAAAAAUACAAUGGUGCCAUCGAAGUCACUGUCAACCAGGAUGGAACAGGAUUCACAGUGGCUAACAAGGACUUCAGGAACGCCACAAAAAAUGACCUGGUGUACUUUGAGAACUCGCCUGACUAUUGUUUAAUGGAUAAAGCUGCAGGUUCGUUGGGCACAGCUGGUCGCGUCUGUAACAAAUCAUCUCGAGGGACAGAUGGAUGUGAGGUGAUGUGCUGUGGGCGGGGCUACGAUACGACACGCGUGAAACGCAUCACAAAGUGCGAGUGUAAGUUUAAGUGGUGCUGUGCCGUUGAAUGUAAGGAUUGUGAAGAGGCGGUCGACAUACACACCUGCAAAGCCCCAAAACGAGCCGAAUGGCUGGACCAGACCUGAGGCCUGACCGCCAGGUGCCUCGUCAAAUGCUCUUCCUGAAGAUCUCCUGUGAACAAUGGCAUUCUGGGAUAUGAAGUCCAUCCCUCAUGGCUCCUCUCCCUGAUCCUUAUUCCUUGUUGCAUGGCUUUAUUGUAACUGUCUCUGUGAAAGCACUACAACAACAAAAAAAAAAAAGAAAAAAACUGCAUUUCCCAUGAGCGCCUUGCACACUAUGCCCAA